Messenger RNA from Mangifera indica (mango), 1477 nucleotides. RefSeq names its product WAT1-related protein At1g09380-like. The transcript is spliced from 7 exons. Gene Ontology annotation, molecular function: transmembrane transporter activity. Gene Ontology annotation, cellular component: plasma membrane. The record is from RefSeq and is a predicted model, not a curated record. The coding region runs from base 235 to 1329 and encodes 364 amino acids. NCBI's taxonomy places the organism in Eukaryota, Viridiplantae, Streptophyta, Magnoliopsida, Sapindales, Anacardiaceae.
CGUUUCUCUCUUUUGCAUGCCAAGCAUCAUCUUCUUCUUCUUUCUUCAUCACUUUCUGUUUUGAAUAAAGCUCUCUCUCAGUCUUAAAUUCUCUCUUCUAUUUUAUUCUCAUUCAUCACCCUUUUCUUUGUCUUCUUCAACUUCUCUCAAGCCAGCUAGUUUUAUUGUUUUUUCUCAUAUAAAAAAAAUUCCUAGAGAGCUAGCUAGGUUCGAAGAGGGACUAUUGAAGCAAAAAUGUUGAGUGAUUUUCUUCCAUUUUUGUUCAUGGUUUCGGUUCAAUUCGGGUAUGCGGGCAUGGACAUUACCGCAAAAUUGGCCUUGGAAGCCGGCAUGAAGCCUCUUGUUCUUGUCACUUACAGGCAAAUUUUUGCUACCUUCGUUAUGCUCCCCGUUGCCUAUUUCUUGGAGUGGAAAACCAGGCCAAAGAUCACCAAGUUCAUUGUUUUCCAGAUUCUCUUAUGCUCUCUUACUGGCGCCACCGGCAACCAGGUGCUUUACUUCGUCGGACUAGCCUACUCCACCCCGACAAUCGGCUGUGCAUUGACAAAUAUCCUACCAGCAGUCACCUUCGUCCUCGCCGUCGUUUUCAGGCAAGAAUUUGUUGGCAUCAAGACGAGAGCUGGGCAAGCAAAGGUCUUAGGAACAGUGCUGUGCGUCGGUGGAGCCAUGUUACUGUCAUUCUACAAUGGGGAAAUGAUUCCUAUUCCUAAUUCAGGCAUUCACUGGGGCUACGCUAAUCGGAUGAGCACGCAAAACGCCAGCACCAAUUCAAACUUGGUUCUGGGUUCGAUUUUGCUGAUGGCCAGUACCGUUUCUUGGGCUGCAUGGAUCGUGAUUCAAACGCAGAUGAGCAAGAAGUUUCCGGCUCCGUACAUCAGCACAACGUUGAUGUGUUUCCUGGGCAGCAUCGAGUGCGGGUUGACUGGCCUAAUCUCUGAACACAAGCUUUCUGCAUGGUCUUUGAGCUCUCCCAUCAGGCUUAUAUCAGCUAUCUACGCGGGAUUUGUGUGUUCUGCACUUGCCUUUAGCCUCACAUCCUGGAGCAUUCAAAAGAAAGGCCCUCUCUAUGUCUCCGUCUUCAACCCACUGCCCCUCAUUAUCGUCGCCAUUCUCAGCUGGGCCCUGCUUGGCGAGAAACUAUUUCUGGGAACAGCGAUUGGUUCAGUUUUGAUUGUCAUUGGGCUGUAUGCUGUGCUGUGGGGAAAGGACAAGGAGAUCAAGCUGGACAAACCCAUCAAAGGAGCAGAAGCAAAGACGAAAAAAGUGAAUAGCGUCGACGUGGAAAUGCAGCCGGAUGCUUGGGGAAAUGCUGCCAAUCGUGGCACUUAAUUCAGGUUGAUGAAAAUGGAAGAAAAUAUGAAGAGUCUGAUGAUAAAUAAUUACCAUGAUCCAUGCGUCAGCUGGUCUGGUUUUUCAGGAUUUCGUGUUGACUCUGCUUUUAAUCAACAAGAAUAAACUUGUGUUUCCUUUUGAACUA